Messenger RNA from Verticillium dahliae VdLs.17, 873 nucleotides. RefSeq lists its product as uncharacterized. The coding region runs from base 1 to 408 and encodes 135 amino acids. NCBI's taxonomy places the organism in Eukaryota, Fungi, Ascomycota, Sordariomycetes, Glomerellales, Plectosphaerellaceae. The record is from RefSeq and is a predicted model, not a curated record. The transcript has a single exon.
AUGCUCGUCUCUCACGGUCGCGGCGGCGCUGGCAACAUUGCCAACAGCUCCAAGUUUGACAAGCUCACCACCAAGGACCUCCAGACCCCUACUCUCAAGUCCUCUGUCGUCACCACUGGCCGUGGUGGCACUGGCAACAUGCUCAAGAACGACGACCCCUACGAGACUCGCCUGCGCCAGGACGUCGAGGGUGCCCCCCGCCGCACCUCUUCUGGUGCUGCCCACUACGGCCGUGGCGGUGCCGCCAACAUCUUCAAGGAGGACAACGCCGCCGUCCAGAAGGCCGCUGCCAUCGAGAACGCCAUCGAUGACGAUGAUUCCUCGAGCCACAAGCGCAGGCGCUCGUCUGCCGAGCUCGCUGCCAAGGGCAAGGCGUGGCUCAACAGCAUCACUGGCAAGAAGGCAUAAGCUUGGUCGUUGUUGAUUGAUUGCAUUAUGAUCAGCUUCUCGACUUUUGUCUUUUUUUGGCCUGUCCAUCUCAUCACUGCUCAGCGGCUGUCGUCUCUCGACUGGCUCAUUGGCAUCUCCAACAUGAUUACAUAUUCAACAACAAAAAUCGGCGCAGCAUUCAUCAAUUGGACACCUUUUGUGGUCCGGUUCUCUCAUCGAAUCGCGGAGAUACCCCCUCUGCUACUUGUUAUCAUUAUCAUCACGACAUUUUUUUCCCAAUAUUUUUACUGUCUCUGCGCUGGAGUUUCGGAGGGUUGGAUUGGGGACUCUAAUGACGAAUGAUGGGUCAUUCCCCGCGUCGGAUCCACGAAAACACACAAAAGUUCAGAUACCACUGUUUUAUUUUUAUAGCAAACCUCGCCCUGGUCUCGGGACGGAGAGGGGAAAUGAAUUAACAUGACUCGAAUUGAAACCAUUACUUCA